AUGGUUCUUUUCAACAUGAUAAGCGAGCUCAAACCUGGAAACAUGCACUGGGGAUUGCGUGUUCGCUUAGUUCGGUUGUACUCUGUCCCUAUGUACAAUGACAAGUCAAAGAUUUCAACUUUGGAGUGUGUUUUCCAUGAUAGAACUGGGGAUCGUAUUCACGCCACCGUGAAGUACGAACAAGUUUCGACUUUCCUUUCUGUUUUGAAAGAAAAUAUGCUUUAUAAAAUUAGGACAUUCAUUGUUGCUGAAAAUAAAAUGACCUACAAAACAACUACUGCUCCCUACCGAAUUUUCUUUGUCCCGAGAUCCAAUAUCUCUGAAUUGAAGGAUGAUAGCUUCCCUACAAUGGUCUAUGACUUUAUUCCUUUUCAAAGACUUGCUGAAGCUGAUUCGGUUGAUGAAACCGUACUCAUUGAUGUUAUUGGACGCCUUGCUAUGAGAUACCCACCCCGCGAGGUUGAGUAUGGCGGACAACAAACAAUCCUGAUGGAAAUACUUUUGGAGGAUCCUGAGGGAAACACAAUGUCUUGCACGUUGUGGGGUGAGUAUGUUGACUACUUGAUGAAUCACUUAGCCAACACAAAUGAAGGGGAUAGUGUUGUCAUUAUUGUUCAAAUGUGCCGCCCCAAAAAGUUCCAAAGGCAAAUUCGAGUGUCGAACACGUUCAAUGUUACCAAGCUCAUCAUAAAUGGUGAUACUUUGGAAAUAAAUGAGUUUCGCAACAGGUUCAACAUUCAAGGGAGAGUUGAGGUACCGAUCACCAAUAUUCGUGAACGAAGAUAUGAACCUUCUGCUACACUAGCGGAGGAGCUUGAAAGCCCAAAGUCAAUUUUUAAGACUAUAGACCAACUCCAUGCAACUGAAGAAGCCGGGAACUACUGGGUCUGUGCAAGAAUCAUUCAGUUUGACUGUGGUGGACAAUGGAGUUACAUCGCAUGUAAUAAUUGUUCAUUCAAAAUGACUCCUACAAAUGGGUUGUUUUACUGUUCUAGAUGCGAUAAGGAAGAUUUCACGGGAAAGCACAGGUUCAAAAUUCCUGUUACUGUGGCUGACCAAACAGGAAUUGCUAUGUUUCUGCUUUGGGAUAGGGAGAGCACCGACUUGAUUGGAAAAACAGCGAAUAAUUUAAAAUCAAAGGUUGAUUAUGAAGCAGAAGCUAAUGAUGUUCCUAAGGAGAUUCUGAAGUUGGUUCAUUUGAAGGUUAUUUUCAAGGUAAAGGUUAUCCAAAAAUUGGGGAGACCUAAAAAUAAAGAGAUGACCUAUACCGUUCUCAAGGCAACGGCUGAUCCAGAGCUAUUGGACAAGUACUAUGGUGGACCACAAGAAAGUGGGAAUUCGGACCUGUUCUCCAAACUGAAGAGUGCUGAUUUUCAGCCUAUUGAGGAUGAUUCUGAUGACGAAGUGAGUACUCCAGUGAAAAAAGUGAAUGCAGCUUCAACUUCUAUAGACAAGACGAAGCUUUCAAGUGUAAAGAAAAGACUUACUGAUGAAUUAUCUGCUUGUGGAAAGGAUAAGAAAAUGAAGGGAGUUAUGAAGGAAGAAGAAGAAGAAGGAGAACAAGAGUAA
Striga asiatica is the source of this 1569-nucleotide messenger RNA. The record is from the annotation of a GenBank genome assembly. Lineage: Eukaryota; Viridiplantae; Streptophyta; Magnoliopsida; Lamiales; Orobanchaceae.